Molecule: messenger RNA, 2963 nt
Organism: Mercurialis annua (annual mercury)
Lineage: Eukaryota; Viridiplantae; Streptophyta; Magnoliopsida; Malpighiales; Euphorbiaceae
Product: putative E3 ubiquitin-protein ligase RF298
Exons: 4
Coding region: 160-2826 (888 amino acids)
Source: RefSeq, a predicted model, not a curated record
AAAAGAAAAUAUAUAUAUGUUUAUGUUCUUCUAUUUCACCCAUGUUUUUUAGAUUGGUCUCUCAAUAAACCUUUGAUUCUGCUCCAACCCAUUAGCUCACCAAUCAGAAUUGGAUUGUUUUUCAUUAUUUUAGCUUCACACAGACAUUAAAAGCUUAAAAUGGCAUCAAUGGUUGCCAAAGCUAGUAGUAGUAGCUGUAGCAGUCAGGUUCCGCCGUUGGUAUCAGUCCAAGAGAAAGGAAGUAGAAAUAAGAGGAAAUUUCGAGCUGAUCCGCCUUUGGGGGACCCCAAUAAGAUUCUAUCUUCAUCUCAGAAUGAAUGCGCUGGCUAUGAAUUCUCUGCAGAGAAAUUCGAGGUUACCCCAGUUCAUGGGCCGUCCGGUGUGUGUGACAUGUGUGGUGUUAACCAAGACCAUUCUGAAGGACUGAAACUUGAUCUUGGGCUAUCUAGUGCCAUAGCUCCAUCUGAGGUCGGAACAAGAGAGGAAUUAGAAUCAGAAGAAUCCCAUGAUGCUGAUUGGAGUGAUCUUACAGAGUCACAGCUAGAAGAACUUGUAUUGAGCAAUUUGGAUGCAAUCUUCAAGAGUGCAAUUAAAAAAAUUGUCAGUUGCGGUUAUACUAAAGAAGUUGCUACAAAGGCCGUUUUGAGGUCAGGCCUGUGUUAUGGGAGUAAAGAUACGGUUACAAAUAUAGUGGACAAUACUCUAGCAUUUCUUAAAAAUGGUCAAGAGAUUGAUUCUUCAAGGGAACAUUGUUUUGACAAUUUACAGCAGUUGGAGAAGUAUAUAUUGGCGGAAUUGGUUUGUGUGCUUCGAGAAGUCAGGCCUUUCUUCAGCACCGGGGAUGCAAUGUGGUGCUUGCUGAUAUGCGACAUGAAUGUUUCUCAUGCUUGUGCAAUGGAUGGCGAUCCCUUGAGUAGUUUUGCCGGCGAUGGAGCUGUAAAUGAGAUCUCUUCCACUUCCGCUCAACCCAAGAUAAAAACAGAAGACAAAGGUUCUGAAUUAAAUCUUCCGAAUCCUUGUAAGCCAGAACUAUCAGUUUCUUGUUCUGAAUCUGAGGCACCUACAAAGGUGACAAGGGUUACCAGUGCAACUAAACCAAAGAUAUCAGGCGUUCUCAGUGGAUUAGUCUUGGAGAAAGAUGGAUCAAAUUCUACAUUUGAUCGUGCAGAGAAAUCUUUCAACAUUGCAGGAACAUCUCAAGCGCCUGUGAUAGAGGAAAAACUUAUAGUUAGCCGAAAGAGCCAUUCUAACAGUACCAAGAGAGAAUACAUACUUCGACAAAAAUCACUACAUCUCGAGAAGGGCUACAGGAUAUAUGGGCCGAAAGGGUCAAGAGCGGGGAAACUGAGUGGUUUGGGUGGUUUAAUCUUGGAUAAGAAACUAAAGUCCGUUUCAGAUUCUGCUAUUAAUAUAAAAAAUGCUUCUUUGAGAUUGAGUAAGGUAAUGGGAGUUGAUGUGCCUCAAGAGAACGGAAGCCAGAAUCUUUUAAACAACACUGGAUCCUCUUCCCCAGCAUCAUUUAAUUUAGAAACUUCUGGCAAAAAUUCUUCUUUGCCCAAGACCAAUAACCUAUCUGCAUUACCUGCUGUCAGCACUUCACCUGUAAUAUCAGCCACUGAUACAGAGCUUUCACUUUCAUUUCCUGCAAAAAGCAACUCCACUUCGAUUCCCGUUAACUGCAACACUGAGACACCUAACUGCACUUUUUCUGGUAUACCAUACGAUAAGUCUCUUGCUCAGUGGGUUCCUAGGGACAAGAAGGAUGAGAUGAUUAUGAAGCUGGUUCCUAGGACAAGGGAACUGCAAAAUCAGCUUCAAGAAUGGACAGAGUGGGCUAAUCAGAAAGUUAUGCAGGCUGCUCGAAGGCUAGGUAAGGACAAGGCCGAGCUUAAAUCACUUAGGCAGGAAAAAGAGGAAGUUGAACGGCUCAAGAAAGAGAAGCAAACUCUGGAGGAGAACACUAUGAAGAAGCUCACCGAGAUGGAAAAUGCAUUGUGCAAAGCUAGUGGACAGGUAGAGAGAGCUAAUUCUGCUGUCCGGAGGCUUGAGGUGGAGAAUUCCGCAUUGAGGCAAGAGAUGGAGGCUGCAAAACUAAAAGCAGUACAGUCAGCUGCAAGCUGUCAGGAAGUAUCAAAGAGGGAAAAGAACACACUGAUGAAGUUUCAGUCAUGGGAGAAGCAGAAGAUAAUUUUACAGGAAGAGACUGCAGCUGAAAAAUACAAGGCUGCACAACUGUUACAGAAUCUUGAACAGGCUAAACAAAUAAAGGAACAACAUGAGGCUAGAUGGCAACAAGAAGCAAAUGCAAACGAAGAAUUAUUUUUACAAGCGAAUUCAAUAAGAAAAGAAAGAGAACAAAGCGAAGCUUCAGCGAAAUCUAAAGAGGAUUCAAUCAAAUUAAAAGCAGAAACUAAUCUGCAAAAGUACAAAGAUGAUAUUCAGAAGCUUGAAAAAGAAAUUGCUCAAUUGAGAUUGAAGACGGACUCUUCAAAAAUUGCUGCACUUCGAAGGGGAAUCAACGAAAGCUAUGCUAGCAGACUCGCAGAUGCUAAAAAUAGUCGUACGCAGCAGAAAGAGUCGCCGCCUUUGUAUUUUCCAGAAACGGUUGCAGAUUUUCAUGAUAAUUCCGACGCAGAAGGCGUGAAACGAGAAAGAGAAUGUGUGAUGUGCCUAUCAGAAGAGAUGUCUGUAGUAUUUCUGCCAUGCGCUCAUCAGGUGGUAUGCACAACAUGUAAUGAGCUUCAUGAGAAACAAGGAAUGAAGGAUUGUCCUUCUUGUAGGAGUACCAUACGACGACGUAUACCCGUUCGUUAUGCUCUCUCUUAACUCGACUAUGGAAAAGAGUGCUCUGAAUAAAGUUUGUUGGAACUCAAUUGAGGACAAUAAUGCGUCUUUUUAAUGGUUAAAAACAUUGAGAUUAUUUUUACCAUUGCAAUACUAAUACUUUAAGGGUGAUUUCUCAA